This is a messenger RNA of Sinocyclocheilus grahami, 2044 nucleotides long. Its product is annotated as N-terminal EF-hand calcium-binding protein 1-like. Bases 545 to 1543 code for a protein of 332 amino acids. NCBI's taxonomy places the organism in Eukaryota, Metazoa, Chordata, Actinopteri, Cypriniformes, Cyprinidae. The record is from RefSeq and is a predicted model, not a curated record. The transcript has 12 exons. Gene Ontology annotation, cellular component: cytoplasm. Gene Ontology annotation, biological process: regulation of amyloid precursor protein biosynthetic process. Gene Ontology annotation, molecular function: calcium ion binding.
AGCGACUAGCAUUCUUCAGAAUUUCUAUUUUUUGCAAGUGAAAGAAAGCAAGUCAUAUUUAGAACGACAUGAUGAGAGUGAUAAAUGGUGACAUGAUUACAAAAUUGUCAUUGUUGCGAUGAACCAUGCCUUAAAUUGUACUCUCCUGUGUUAGACACUAGCUUCUUAAUUACACUAAUGAACUUAAUGGCAGGCACACGAUCACGACGUUAUUAAGAUACAUAUUUUUGGGGGAAGUUUUCCAUUAUUCUGUCAUUUGCAUCCAAACAAACAUGAAGAAACGCAUAAUAAACAUCAAAAUUGUUUAUCCCCGCGGAGACAGGUAGGGAGUAUUGACUGGAGUGAUAGCACAGCUCAAAGCGAGUGUGAUUGGUGCUCCUCGCAGCAUCAGGAGACCUGUGGCUCAUCGCUGGAGUCCAGCGGGAGAUUCCUUACAGAGACACAGAGCAGAACGCACGCGCACUUGUGUGGACAAAUUAAGGCUUAUUACUAUACCUGAAGCAAAGAGUUUCAGUUAGAUAAUUAUUCACCAGAAGGAAUCACUAUGGAUUGCUCUGAGGAAGUGCAGUCUCUCUCAGAUGAAGCCAGCACUCCCAUCGAGAUGAAGAAAGGGAUGUCAAUAUAUUUGGAUAUAUUGAGAAGAGCUGAUAAAAAUGAUGAUGGGAAGCUGUCCUUUGAUGAGUUCAAGGCUUAUUUCUCAGAUGGUGUUCUGUCAGGAGAUGAAUUAAAGGAGCUCUUCCAUACAAUUGACACUCAUAACACAAACAAUGUGGACACGGAUGAGCUGUGUGAAUACUUCUCUCAGCAUCUUGGAGAAUAUGAAAACGUCCUCGCUGCCUUGGAAGACCUGAACGUAUCCAUACUGAAAGCCAUGGACAAAACCAAGAAGGACUAUCAGGAGGCUACGCAUCUGGAGCAGUUUGUGACACGUUUCCUGUUGAAGGAGACCACCAGUCAGCUGCAGUCUCUCCAGAGCUCUCUGGAGUGUGCCAUGGAGACCACAGCCGAACAGACCCGGCAGGAGAGAGAGGACAAUCAAUGGAUAACUCAGAUCAACAGACUGCAAAAACUGAUCGACCGUCUCGAGAAAAAGGCAACAGGCUACACAAAUUAUUUCUGUCUUUCUCAUUAUAAUGCUUUCUCUCUGUCUGUCAUCACUCUUCCUUCUAACUUUACAAUUCAUUUGAGGGUAAAUGUCAUGAAACCUGUCAAUAACUUACCUCCCUCCCAGCACAUCCUGAUCGUGCAGAGGCAGCUCUCAGUGCUGGAGGAGGAAGUGGAGGAGUUUCGUCUGGCUCUCCGACAGUACAUCGACUGCGCCAGCGCCCAGACUGGCUGCCUCCAUGUUGCAGUUCAGCGGCUUGCCAAUGAAUCCCGCUUCAUACUGUAUGAGUUCUGGGAGCAAAGCAACAUGUGGAAGAAUCAUCUGCAGACCAAUUACAGCAAAACCUUCCAGAGAAGCAAUGUGGAUUUCUUAGAGACGCCAGAGAUUAUGACAACUAUGCUGGUUCCAGCAUCAUGGUGGGUUCUCAACAAUAACUAGAAUCUGUCGACUCCCGUUAGAUGACAGCAGACAUUACGAGGACCACACAAGCCUGGACUGACAUCUGUAUCCCUGUCAUCAGGAACAUGUUGUGUUCAUAUUUGCUGUAUAGUCAUAAGUGACUAGCACUUGCUUUCAAUGUUGUUACAUUCUUAGCUCUAUAGGAGUAGUGUAAACUGUAGAGGAUAGCAAAUAAAGCAAUGAGAUCUUUGUUCUCCAGUGAUAGCACUCCAAUCCCAUCAGAGAUGCAUAAGAUAUGUGUUCAUCUGUGCCGUGAAAGUACAGUGUUGAGUGCUGUCAAUCUGUCUGUAGCACAGGUCUGUGUCUCCUCGCGUAGCAGCACUUGACAUGACCAUUUAUUUGAGAAGAUAUACUUCUGUUCUUGUAUUCCAUGUAGUUUGUCAGCUCAGAAUGAACAUGUGAAAUUAAUGUGACCAACCACAAUUUUCAUUUUAAGUUUUGCCAAGUGGAGGUAUAGUAUCAAGUGGUUAAUAAAGUUUC